Molecule: messenger RNA, 3217 nt
Organism: Haliotis rubra (blacklip abalone)
Lineage: Eukaryota; Metazoa; Mollusca; Gastropoda; Lepetellida; Haliotidae
Product: citrate synthase, mitochondrial-like
Exons: 10
Coding region: 91-1494 (467 amino acids)
Biological process (GO): citrate metabolic process; carbohydrate metabolic process; tricarboxylic acid cycle
Cellular component (GO): mitochondrial matrix
Source: RefSeq, a predicted model, not a curated record
GGCCCAUAAUGCCUAGGAACAUUUUGUGACGUCACGAGGUCUCUCCCCAACUCGUGGAGUCACACAGUACCGGUCUGACUCUGCAGAAGAAUGUCACUUGCACGUACAGCCACGCUACGACUUCUGCUGCAGAACAAGAACCUUGUUCUGCCAGCCGUCUCAGGAGCACGCAAUGCCACCUCGACAACAAAUUUAAAAGAUUUCCUUGCUAAUGAAAUUCCAAAGAAACAGAAGGAAAUUGUGGAAUUUCGGAAGCAGUAUGGUGAAACUAAAGUGGGAGAGGUCAACGUGAACAUGAUGUAUGGUGGUAUGAGAGGCAUCAAGGGUCUUGUUACUGAAACCUCUGUCCUUGACCCUGAUGAGGGCAUCCGUUUCCGUGGUUACAGUAUCCCAGAGUGUCAGAAGGUCCUGCCCACAGCAGGAGGGAAAGGAGAGGAGCCCCUGCCAGAAGGCUUGUUCUGGCUCCUGGUGACAGGACAGCUGCCCACACAGGCUCAGGCUGAUGCCAUCACACAGGAGUGGAACAACCGUGCAGCUCUGCCAAACCACGUGAGCACAAUGUUGAACAACUUCCCCAGCAACCUUCACCCCAUGUCUCAAUUCUCGGCUGCCAUCACUGCCCUUAACUCCGAGAGUAAAUUUGCCAAGGCCUAUGGAGAAGGUGUCAACAAGAAACUCUACUGGGAGUCCACAUACGAGGAUUCCAUGGACAUGAUUGCCAAGCUACCGACAGUUGCAGCCAUCAUCUACAACAACCUGUAUCGCGAUGGCGCCACCCCUGCAGCCAUUGAUAACAACAAGGACUGGACAGCCAACUUUGUGAACAUGAUUGGCUUUGAAGAUCCAGCGUUUGUGGAGCUCAUGCGACUAUACUUCACCAUCCACAGUGACCACGAGGGAGGCAACGUCAGCGCCCACACAACGCAUCUUGUUGGCAGUGCUCUGUCAGAUCCCUACCUCAGUUUCACAGCAGGAAUAAAUGGCCUUGCUGGGCCCCUCCACGGCCUUGCAAAUCAGGAAGUACUUGUGUGGGUGACCAAGCUACAGCAGGAGCUCGGAGGAGAGGUGUCUGAUGACCAGCUCCGCGAUUUCAUCUGGAACACGCUGAAGUCAGGACAGGUGGUGCCGGGUUAUGGCCAUGCUGUGUUGAGGAAGACCGACCCUCGCUACACCUGCCAGAGAGAGUUUGCCCUCAAGCACCUGCCCAAGGACCCCCUCUUCAAACUGGUGUCUCAAAUCUACAAGGUUGUCCCAGACAUUCUCAUAGAACAAGGCAAGGCCAAGAACCCAUGGCCGAACGUUGAUGCACACAGCGGUGUUCUCCUACAGUACUACAAGCUGACACAGAUGAACUACUACACUGUACUGUUUGGAGUAUCACGGGCUCUAGGCUGCAUGGCCUCUCUCAUCUGGGACAGGGCGCUCGGGCUUCCCAUAGAAAGACCAAAGUCCUUCGACACACCAGGCCUCAUGAAACUUGUUGGAUCCAAGUGAUUAAACAUUUGGUUACCAUAGGAAUUUUUUUAAAAAGCCACGUUUUAUAGAGAAACCAGAGUAUCUUUUGUACAUCUUGAUUUCUUCAUUUGUUUGAAUCUGUUUUUGAAAAUAAAGUAAGAGAAAAUGUGUUAGUACGUUGGUAUGGUUUGUUUGAGGUUAAGCAGGAGUAUGACAAUCCUAAGAUGAAGUUCAUGAGACAUUUCGCAAAGCAUAUUUUAGACAUUAGGUAUUCAUGGUAGAUUCCUGUAUAUAUGCUUUACUGUACGGACAUUAUGCUCUGGUAGGAAAUUUGAGAAUCAGAAUUGUUAGCGAAAAAGGGCACAAGCUUCAUAUGUCUGUGGAUAUUUUUGGAAAAACGAAGCCAGUGGUGCAAAGUUUCAGUCAUCAUGAUGAUUCUGGUAGUGAUGCAGAUACAUGUGUAUAUAUUGUUUAACAGUCACCAUGUAAAACAUUUUCGUCACCAUUUCUGAGAUGGGCAGUUUUCUUCAGUCAUUGGGAAAUGUCUGAUUUAGUGAAAGCACUUUCAUGGAAAUUGAGAGCAGUUCAUAAAACCAACAUAACAAUUAUCACAUUUUUGACAAUCUCUUGAAAUAUACUUUAAUAUUUCUCUCAACACCAAUGUUUGCCUUUGUUUAUACAGAGAAAUCUGUAAAAGUAUGUUGUGGGUGUAACCACCAAAUUUUAUCAACAAUGUUGAAUUUCUGCUCAGUGUUGCACAUGGAGUUGUCUCCCUUCAAUUUAAAAGCAAGCAAUUUCUGUUUGUAUUUGUGUGAGAGUGUGAUUGUCAGAUGUGAUUACUCAAUUUCACUUCAGUGGGAUGUAUUUUCAAAUACAGACUAUACUGAGGAACCCAAGCAUCAUAUGUGCUAUGUAUUGAUGACUGAGAGUUUGCACAAUAGAUCCACAAAGGACUUUAUGUAGUGUCGGUGCUCAUCUGUACAGAGAUGCUAUAGUUCAACACUGUCGGCCCUAUAAGUUACUCAGGUUAAGACACCUUUUAGAUAGUAGUGUAUUAGUUGUAUUAAUAGCUUGUGUACAUACUGUGUGCGUUGUGAACAUAGCAAUCAAAUACUAUUCUAUGUAACUGUAUAUGAUGAACAAAUCUGUCUAAGUGUUGUUGCCAUCGUAUUUCUAGCCAUACAUAUCAGCCGGGGAGGUUGUUAACGGCGCUUUAGGCCACUUUUGUGCCAGUAUGUUGUUACCAUAGAGCAGAGUUGAUAAUCUGGGCCCCAUUUCACAGAGCAAUCGUAACGCUACAAUUGUCGUAAGUCAGUGUUAUGGUAUAUGACUUACGACAAUCUUAGCAUUAGGGUCACUUUGUGAAAUGGGAUCCAGGACCCCCUUCCUAAAAGCGAUCGUAGUGCUACGACAGUCGUAACUCCCAUGCUUUAACAUAGACUUAUGACUGUGGUAGAGCUACGAUCGCUUUGAGGAACGGGGCCCUGAUUGGUAAAAAAUCCUAUUACAGUUGUUUCAGAUAAUGGUGAUAGGAGUGUUUCAAACAUGUUAUUUGUGUCUGUCCCGUUGUUUACAAUACACAAGAUAUUCUUACUGUAGCAAAUACGGAUUAAAGGUGUCUUGACUUGAAGGAUCUUGUUUGAGUGGCUGGUUGUUGGUAAUUCAUGUAUUGAGAACAUAUAAUUGUACACGGUGAGAUUCCUCUUGAUGAUCAUUGGGCAAUUACAUGUGUCAUGGAAAGAAUUAAACAACAUUACGUGUU